Procambarus clarkii (red swamp crayfish) is the source of this 4109-nucleotide messenger RNA. RefSeq lists its product as uncharacterized. Gene Ontology annotation, molecular function: estrogen response element binding; zinc ion binding; nuclear receptor activity. The record is from RefSeq and is a predicted model, not a curated record. Lineage: Eukaryota; Metazoa; Arthropoda; Malacostraca; Decapoda; Cambaridae. Gene Ontology annotation, cellular component: chromatin; nucleus. Gene Ontology annotation, biological process: regulation of transcription by RNA polymerase II.
CGGUAAGGCGUGGGUGAUCCACAGACAGCUUGCCCUACCCACCCUCGCCACCCCCGCCUUCCUUGGGCACUCGGCGCCCCUCUCGCCACACGCCUCUGGAAAAUCUUGGGCUGGAAGAGGUUGGUAAAGGAGGGGGCGGCAAACACACACACACACACUCCCUCCCCACCCUCACCGUAUGGUGGAGUCGGUACUGCACUUGGGGCAGGUCUCCGCUAGUGGCACUUGGGCCUGCGGGAGAGGCGACGGGCACCUCACACGCGCCGCCGCCGUCGCCGCCGCCUGCUGACGAAGGCCCCCCUGCAGGAGGUCACCCUCGGGCACGACGCAGCGGGACGUCGACCUUGCCGCCCCGGAGGAAGUGCUGUGAGGGCGGUCAAGUGGUCGAGGGGUGUGUGUGAGAGUUGCGCCGUUUGUGCCGCCCCGGGUGUCACGCCUCACGUCACUAAUGCCACCUGUCACGCCUCUAGUGCCACCCGAGUGUCACUCUUCCCUAGCAAGUGCCGCCGGUGCCUCGCCAAAUGAACCGUCCUUCAUACAACUAGUGUCGCAAGAGCGUCACGCGUCACGCCCCUAGUGACGCCCGAGUGUCACGUGUUACGUCACUAGUGCCACCCGAAUGUCACGCGUUACUAGUGUCACCAGAGUGUCACGUGUCACUAGUGCUAUCAGAGUGUCACGCGUCAUUAGUGUCACCAGAGUGUCACGUGUCACCAGAGUGUCACGCUCUCUGCCCCGUAUAUUAAUGUGAUGUGCGUUUAGGAGAAUGGGUUACGGGAUUCAUAGUAUUCAUUCCUGAGCAAAGUUCUACUGCGGCCACAGGAGUCACCGUAGGACACCUGCCUCACGCUACACGCUGACGCAUCCUCAGUAAUCACCGUAGGACACCUGCCUCACGCUACACGCUGACGGAGCCGCAGGAGUCAGCGGCGGUGGAGGACCUACCUCACGGUACUCGCAUUUCAACUCACUCUCAAUAAGUCUAAUAUAUCAAUUUAAGAUUUAUACAAGAAAUACGACGUUUAAAGUGUCACAGAGACAACACCGGUGACCGUCAGUUGAACAGCUCUGAGACUAACCAACUUAGCAAUCCCGUUCUUCCCUUGACGACGGCCGCCAGAACUAUAAUACGCGAACCGCUGAGGCAGAGGAGUGUAAUGGUGUGAUUGGUGGUUUGUUGGGUUGUUAGCAAGGCGCGGGGUCCGUCCUCUGGGCAGACGACAGCGGGGAUAUGCUCGCUGCGCCAGAUACCUUAGCCUUCGUCACGAUGAACCAGCUGUGCAAGGUGUGUGGGGAGCCCGCUGCAGGCUUCCACUUCGGCGCCUUCACCUGCGAAGGUUGUAAGUCGUUCUUCGGGCGGACGUACAACAACUUGUCGCAGGUGCACGAGUGCAAGAACGGCGGUCAGUGUGUGAUCAACAAACAGAACAGGACCUCGUGCAAGGCCUGCAGGCUGCGCAAGUGUCUCAUGGUCGGCAUGUCCAAGACUGGCAGCAGAUACGGCCGACGCUCUAACUGGUUCAAGAUCCACUGCCUCCUCCAGGAACAGGCUGCCUACAAUGGCCAAACAGCGGCCAUUCGCACGCCUAUCACUCCCACGCUCCAGGACGGGUCGUUGCCCUUCGUAUCUGCACAUCUUCGGGAAGCCAUGGCUCGGGAGGGGCCGGUGAGGGCCCCGCCUCCUCUGCCGGGACCUGAGCUCCACGGGCCCCAAGACAUUCAGACCUCCCUCUCCUCCCUCACCACAGCCUCCCAGCUUAAUGCACAGGUUGAACGGCGUCUUCAAGAAGAAGCCUUGAAUGCCCUUGCUCGAGGGACUGGUCCUCCCCUUCAGAGCCAAGAUCUGGAGGCGCAUCACAGAGACCAGGUCUUCGAGGUCUUCAGACGAUCGCAAAAUUUUGAAAACCUUCGUAGAACACACGACUACGACUCUUUGAGAAGAAAUGUGGAUCUGGACCCCCUUCGGAGGAACCUGGACAUCGAGACUCUAGACAACCUUCGUCAAGUGGCACCUGAGGUCGAAUCACGGCUCGGCCCACUUGCCGUCCUCGAGUGGGAGAGGAGACUACGAGAAGUUUCGAGGCGCAACGAGGCCGAUGUUGCUCUCGGCAGGAAAGAUCAGAUGACAAUCGACUUAAAAAAUGAACGUCGAACUCAAGAUUCUUCGAGCGUUGCGAAGGCCGUUGACAGGAGUGAGCAGGACGUUGUUUCCACAGUUAACGAUGAGCCCAUCAAAAUCGAAUAUGAAUCGACAAAAGUUUCUUUACCGAAUCGCGAAGAUUUGGAAAAGUCUCGACGAGCGUCACCGAAAUUCACUGACAGAAAAUCCGCGGGAAUGAUAAUGUCAGAGGAGGAAAGAUUAUCCUUUUUAAAAGCGGUCAACAGCCACGCUUCCCUGUACAAUCGAGACCACUCCCCUGCCUCCCACUCGGUGAGAGCGCCUCCGAGUGCCGACCUUCUGUACAGUUCUCUUAACAAUAAUAUUUUCCCGUUCCCGCCAUAUCCUCCGUUGUGGCCCUCCAUGCUGCCUUUUCCACCCCUGGCCAAGUUUUACCCUUCUUUCACCAGCUCUGUUCCUGCCAUUGAUGGUUUCAAGACUUCGGUGUUUGGACCCUCCGAAGCAACGAGUUCAAGACCACCGCAUCGCCUGACGAAGGACGAGACGGUGACGAAGAAGAGAUUCCUGGACGCUGUUCUCCAGGUUCAGAGGCAGAGUGUGAGCCCAAUAGAGCCUCCAACCUCCACCAGAGGAGCGUCUCAGCUGCAUCGGAACAGUGCGCCUCCUCCAGCGUCUCCCUCUGUCACUAGCAGCAACUCCACUACAUCUCACGAUCAACCAAUGGAUCUUACUGUCCGGAGAAAGAGGAAGAUGGACAAGAGCGAGAUCAUAUAUAACCCAGGAGACGACAUAGAUGCCGAUGAUGCCGUAGAUAGCGAAGACGAUAAAGUGGACGAGAAGUGGCUAAAAAGAGAGGAAGAAAUAGUGGAAGAGGAAGAAGAGGAAGAGGACGCAAAACCAGAGGAGUUCCUAGAUUCAGAAACAGAAACCAAGACUGAAAUACCUCUUAAGCUUAUCAAACUGGACUCUCCUGGUGAAACUCUCGUGGUUUAACAUAGUGUGGAAGCCAGUUAUAACUAAUCUCAAACGUGAAACUCAUCAACAUAAUUACAAGUCAGCAAACUUGACUACAGCAGUUGAGUGUGUCGAUACCAGCAGCAUUACAGCGAAUCACUCAGAGUGCUACAAAGUGCUGUAAUGGCCUUAACUUAACCUACAGCCCGACGACUGCAGAGAAGACAUCCACACUGUGAAGAGAGAGAAAGAGAGUGAGAGAGAGAUAUGAACACAAGACACAGUUCUUGGGGUUUAGAACCCAAAAUGAACUUCGAUAUGCAGAAUGAGAGGUUUAGACGAAGAGGCGGAGAGGCUCUGAAUACUUUGAAAAGCAGAAAGAUAACUAACCUGCUAUCAAGGGUUCUCAAGCAGUGUGGAGCCAGACCACAGCUGAUGUAACUCCAGAGUGGGCACAAGCUUUACGCCUUCAACCUAAACCAACACCGGUUAUGUAGAACUGAAUACAUCACCACCGGCUAUAUGAAACUGACUACAACACCACCACCAGUAAUGUAGUGGUGAACCACGACCAGGGUUCACCAAGCAUUUACACAACCACUUACGAAACCGCUACAUCUCUCCUCGAUCAUGGCAGUUUUGUCUACAUAUUUAUUAAACAGUUUACGAGCUUCCAUACUUCACAACCCAAGGUUGUUAUUGUUAUAACCAACCUCGUAGUGCUGCGGCGCUCAAAAGUGGUUUAAUAAAGGCAAAGAUGCUUCAUAAAGCCUGGCCCUGGAAUCUACUGUGAAUGUGUGUUUCUGACUGAAUUUGUGUAAACAAGAUACUUCAAUUGCCAUUAUUACUAUUAUUUUUAAUAUUAUUAUUAUUAUCAGUUUUCAACUGUGUUGUAAAUAGUGGCUGUCAAUUAUUAUGGAUUUAUAGACUAUUGAAAGUGUCAGCAGUUGACUCACGUUUCUCGCCGAUAGAUGGCGAUCGACUCAUAAUCAUUUGUCCCUAACUAUAGAUCACACACACACAAUAUAUAUAUAUA